UAAUUCGAUUUUCUGUCUCUGAAGUAGAAAGCUUUGGAUCAGACCAAUUCCAAGAUCCAGGCCAGGAUUUGGAAAUGCUCAAAAACACAACUUGGCACCAAAUGAACAAUUAGCAGCUGAAUCAAGGAUAGAUUCAGAUUGCAGCAGAAAACGGAAGAAAAGGCUGGGGAAUGGCUGAGAUCUGGGAAGUUCUCACUACUGUGCUGGUGGGAUUUCUGAUCCUGGAUUUUCUAAAACUGCUCUGGUCCAGCAGACGUUACCCUCCUGGCCCUCUUCCUCUUCCUCUCAUUGGUGGACUCUGGCGGAUUGGGACCAAGCUUUCCAAUGAUACUUUCAGUAAGAUGAGCAAGCAAUAUGGAAACAUUUACACUAUGUGGGUGUGGCAUCAACCUGUGGUAGUAAUUUCUGGAUUUCAUGCAAUGAAGGAAAGCCUGAUCCACCGUUCGCAAGAUUUUGCUGAUCGGCCCCUUUCGACUUUUCUUUUAAAAAUAUGUAAAGGUAAAGGGAUUGCGUUUUCAAAUGGUCAUGCCUGGAAAGAGCAGAGACAUUUUACCAUAAGCGCUCUCCGCCUGCUGGGACUGGGAAAGAAAGACAUGGAACAUAAACUAGAAGAGGCAGCACAUCAGUUGGUGGAGAUCUUUGCACGCACAAAGGGGCAGCCAAUUGAUCCUUUACCGGCCAUCAUUAAUUCAGUCUGUAAUAUGAUUUGCCUCUUGAGUUUGGGAUACCGGUUUCCCCCUGAAGACGGAAAGUUCCAGAUGAUUAUAGAAGACAUUAGCAAUUAUAUGAAAUUUGGCGGUUCCCCUUUGUUAUUGUUCUAUGAAUUGUUUCCAUGGCUAGUGAAACAUCUCCCAGGGCCUCAUCAGAAGAUACAAGCAUCCAUCCAGACAGGGAUGUCAAUUGUAAAGGAAGAGUCAGAGAAACACAGCCAAGAUUUGGCCCUGCGUCAGCCAAAGGAUUUCCUGGAUCUUUAUCUUCUCCAGAUAGAAAAGAAACAGAGUGAUCCCAACUCAAACUUCGAUCAUGAAAACAUGGCUCAUUGUAUUAUGGAAUUUUUUGUUGCUGGGACAGAAACCACAGGAAGCUUUCUACAAUGGGCUCUUUUGCUCAUGGUGACUUAUCCAGAUAUCCAAGAUAAAGUCUACAAAGAAAUGGAAACGGUUUUGGGUUCCUCUGACUCAAUCUGUUAUGAAGACCGGUGGAAAUUGCCUUACACUCAAGCCGUCCUUCAUGAAAUUCUGCGUUCAAAAUACGUCUUAUUGUUUGGUGUUCCCAGGAAAACAGUGAAAAAUGUAAACGUGUGUGGCCUUUCUAUUCCAAAGGAAACUUUAAUUAUCGCAGAUUUCCAUUCGGUUCUUCUGGAUCCCAAGCAAUGGGAGAGUCCCGAAGAAUUCAAUCCAGAUCAUUUUUUGGACAAAGAGGGAAAUUUUAUGAAGAGAGAAGAAUUUCUGCCAUAUGGAGCAGGAGCUCGGGUCUGUGUAGGGGAAAACUUAGCGAGAAUAGAGGCUUUCCUUUUGUUUACCAACCUGCUGAGAAGCUUCAAAUGGCAGCUACCCGAAGGAGUGAAAGAACUCAAUCAGGAACCGCUAGUAGGAAUCACCUUACAUCCUCAACCUUUUAAACUCUGUGCCGUUCCUCGUUGCCGGUCAUCCUAAAUUAGAUUUAAAUGAAUAUAGGGCGAAGAUAUCACUGAUGUGGCUUUUAUAAUGAUUUCUCGGCCAUUCCCUUUCCUUUCGUGGAACGUUUUGCCUUAACUUGCUCUUAGCUCAAGCUUUCUCUGUCCUAAAGCAGUGUUUCUCAACCUUCGUCGUUUUUAAGAUGGGUGGACUUCAGUUCCCAGAAUUCCCCAUUGCUGGCUGGGGUAUUCUGGGAGUUGAAGUUGUGGGAACUCUCUCCCCAGAAGUAUGAAAUAUUUUGGGAAAUACUUUUUUAAAAAGGCAGAAUAUUAUAUUUCCCUAAAGGAGAAAUGGAGAAACAUGGUUUUUUUAGAGGCAGAAAGCAGGCCCCACUUUCCUUAAUAGCCCACAACAGAUGUCAGCACUUAAGAGAUAAAGAGCUUAUUGAAAGAGAAAGACAAGUAUCUAGAUAGCUCUAUUCAUCAGCAAAGCAAAUACCUCAGGCAGAAAUCCAUUCAAGACAGGAUAUUUUGAAACUCCCUGCAGCAAAGUCUGAACAAAGGCAGAAUGGUAGGAUUAGAAGCUGCCCCUCCUCACCCAAGAUCCAACACAGGAGGGAAAGCCAUUAAGCCACAAUAGGAAUUGCCCAACACCCUUUCAGAACACAAGCUCCUUCAUUGCACCAUCACAGAGUAGUCGAAACUUCAAACCUGGGAGCUCAGAUAAAUAAUAAACCAGAGGUUGACCAGAUUAGUUCAGACAAACAUCUAGGAUUUGCAUUUCCUUUUUUGCCUAUAGAGCCAGCCAUGACCCCUACAUGACCCCAUAGGAAUCUGACAACAGCCAAUAGAAUACAUGUUCUUGCACAGGAAGUCCAACUGCCAAGCCCAAGAGAAGGCAUAAAACCCCCUCACUCUCAACUCCAUGUGGUCAGCUACCCAGAAUCAUCUGGGGCCGCCAUUCGUGUGGGGAUCGCUAUUCCGCUGUGGCUCACUUUCACCGACGACCCUUCCUGUGUGCUGCUCUGCUGGGUCGUCAGCCCCGAGGCAUGCCUCUCCCUUCGACUUCCCAACCUCAUGCUAGAUGAUGUCAAGGUCCUGCACUGAAGCAGUUUAUCAUCAUCUGUCACUUUAAGGAAAGACGGAGCAGCGCAGAACAACUGAAGCGGCUUGUGAUGGAAUUGGGGAGGGAGAGGGAGGAUACGGGGUAAUUGGAUAAUUGAGUGAUUGCACUGGGGUGGAGCUGUAUGAUGAUUAAAAGGUGAUGGGGAGCACGGAGCAUCAGCUCCAACAAAGAUUUCUUUCUGUAACACUUUAAGGUGGUCAGUUAAUAUCGAUAUCUGUCCCAGAACACCAGAACAACUAGGCACAAGGACAGUUUUUUCCCGAAUGCCAUCACUCUGCUAAACAAAUAAUUCCCUCAACACUGUCAAACUAUUUACUAAGUCUGCAUUACUAUUACUAUUAAACUUCUCAUCGUUCCUAUCACCCAUCUCCUCCCACUUAUGACUGUAUGACGGUAACUUGUUGCUGUAUCCUUAUGAUUUAUAUUGAUUGUUUCCCAGUAUGAUUUGAUUGCUUAUUUGUAUCCUAUGACUAUCAUUAAGUGUUGUACCUUAUGAUUCGUGAUGAAUAUAUCUUUUCUUUUAUGUACACUGAGAGCAUAUGCACCAAAGACAAAUUCCUUGUGUGUCCAAUCAAAUUUGGCCAAUAAAGAAUUCUAUUCUGUUC
This is a messenger RNA of Pantherophis guttatus, 3346 nucleotides long. RefSeq names its product cytochrome P450 2J2-like. Gene Ontology annotation, biological process: xenobiotic metabolic process. NCBI's taxonomy places the organism in Eukaryota, Metazoa, Chordata, Lepidosauria, Squamata, Colubridae. Gene Ontology annotation, molecular function: oxidoreductase activity, acting on paired donors, with incorporation or reduction of molecular oxygen, reduced flavin or flavoprotein as one donor, and incorporation of one atom of oxygen; heme binding; iron ion binding. The record is from RefSeq and is a predicted model, not a curated record. Gene Ontology annotation, cellular component: cytoplasm; intracellular membrane-bounded organelle.